AUGGCGUCGCGAGCAGCAAACGACGGGGCUGUCCGGCCCGACGUGGGCGACCUCUUAAUGGUGAUCCACGACUUUAUUGCCCGCAGCUCAGAUGAGCUGAGCCUUAAGAAGGGGGACCGCGUGGAAUUGCUAGAACGAGACGACGAGUUUGGAGACGGCUGGUUUCUCGGCCGCCACAUGACGAACAACAACACCGGUCUCUUCCCUGAAGUCUAUACCCGACCGACCCCAAGAGCCGUCUCGAACCCUGCCUCGACCCCUGCUUUCAUGUCUUCACAGCCGCUCUCUCCCCUGGUAGAAGUCACUCAAGAGGCAUCCCUCCAGGCCACCCCGAUUGCUCAUCCUGCCGCCAGCUCAUCUGCCAUGCCCCUCUCCUCAAUCGCAUCGCCUUCUGCUAUGCCAGCGCAUUUGAUGGGCGCCGAGUCAGCUCCCGUGUCUGGCCUGGGUGGCACAGGAUCCCCCGUUUCCGCUCUGGACAACAGCGGACAGGACGAGUUUCUUAGCGAAACCCUCAACGUCAUCAACGAGCACAUCACCCACCUGCAGUCACCACCCGGCACCAGUGCUGGCAACACAGCCGCUACAGACUCUGGCAGCGAGUACAGCGUUGCGAUUGACCACCGAAUGUCGUACAUCCAGGGCGAAGAAACGGACGAAGAGGAGGAGGCCGAACACAGUCGCGCCGAGGUGGAGGCUUGGUCCCCAGACGACGUGGCCGAGUAUCUCUUUACCGAAGGCGUGGAGAAGCACCAUUGCGAAGUGUUCAGGGACCAGGAAAUUUCGGGUGAGGUGUUGCUAAGCAUGGACCAGAGCUCCCUGUUCAUUAAGGAUUUCGAUCUGGGGUCCGUGGGCCGGCGCUUGAAAACGUGGCAGAAGAUUAAGGCCCUUCAAGACAUGGUUGCCGGUGAUGAGCCAGAUACCCGGCGCGCCACGCACACGCGCGGCAGCGAUGGCGGAUCCGAAGAUGCGAAACGGACGAGAAGCCGAACGAGCACCCUGACAGGGAACUCAAUAUCAUCACGACCCACCUCUGUGCAGGCUAGGCGCCUGUCCCUGGCUCAGUCAUCUAACAAGGCCUCUCCAGCCGCACAUAUAACCCCAACAAACGGCUCUCAGGAGAGCCCGUCGCGUACACACGUCAAGCGCCCUUCUGCGGCGUCCAUCCGAGACCUCAACCACUCACGACGCCACUCCUCGACCGAAUUCCGCCUCCCAGGCUCCAAUGCAACGGUGCCCAAGGUAUCGGCCAACGCAAACCUGUCCGUGGGUGAUGGCGUGCAUAAGAAACAGCCCUCUUUUGAUCGAAACUGGACCCUGGGCGGCGCUGUCUCGCAGACCUCUCAACGGCCGCUCUCCUCCACGGGACUGCAGGAAAUGCUAGGCACCUCCGACCCCGAGCUGCAGGACUCCGCCGUCGAGCUGGACCGGGGCUACUUCUCCGGCACCGAGGUAUAUAGAAAGGGGCGCAAUGUUCUGCGGAAACGUGAGAGCGCUAACCACGGGACCGAGCAGAGCUACGCCGACGAGCAGAGAGUGCGCAGCGCAACGGCCCUCUCCCGGCAUUCGAGAUACGGUAGCGUCGACUCUUUCCGGGACGGAGCGCCGUCGGCCGCCCAGAAGUACUACGGCAUCCAGGCGAGCCCCCACAGGCGGAACGCCUCCACCAACACGACCGACUCUGUCCGCCCGCCGCCCCCGGCCAAGGAUGGACCGGCGCCGGCCGUGACCAACCUGGAUACCAUGAUGAACCCUGCCCAAUCGGAGGCGUCGCCAGUCGUCGCCAAAGGCCAGGGCCUCAGCGCCGACUGGCUCUCGUCGGUGACUAAACCUGUUGGCAAAGCCACGCGGCCCGCUAUGCGAGCCAUCUCCGACAAGCUUACCUUUGAGAGAUCCAAGGGCAGCGGAUCGGCCGACCUCUCGACGACUGAGCCGCCCAUGCCCUCACCGGUGCGAACGGGAUCCAGCACCGCUUCGGCAGGGCAAAGCCUGGAACUUGAUUCACACGAAGCCCUCAAGAGCCCCGUCACGGCGACGGCUCCCGCCAACAAGAAGGGUGGGAAGAAGGGCAAGAAGGAAACGAGUGCCUAUACGCAAGGCUUGUUGAAGAUCCCGCCGCAGGUGGCCAUGAAGGAUGCGGAUUACUACGGCUGGAUGAAGAAGAAGAGCUCCAACCUGAUGACCACCUGGAAGCCUCGAUUCUUUGUUCUCAAGGGACGCCGACUUGCUUACUACUACUCGGAGGAAGACGAUCAGGAAAAGGGCCUGAUUGACAUUUCAUUCCACCGCGUUCUGCCGGCCGAUAACGAGAGGCUGACCGGACUGCACGCGACCCUGACUGGCGCAGCUGGCGGUUCCAUCAUGCCAGGCGGCCACACGCCUGCAGGCGACGACGGCUUGACCAAGGGCGACGACUCCAUGUUCAUCUUCAAGCUCGUGCCGCCGCGAGCAGGCCUUUCCAAGGGCGUCAGCUUCACCAAGCCGACGGUGCACUACUUUGCCGUGCCCAACCUGAAGCAGGGCCGCCUCUGGAUGGCAGCCCUGAUGAAGUCGACCAUCGAGCGAGACGACACCCAGCCCAUCACAACGACGUACCAGCAGAAGACGAUAUCCCUCGCCAAGGCGAAGCAGAUGCGCCACCGGCCCCCGGGCUUUGAGGACGCGGGUGCUACCGCGGGCGGAGUAGACGGCGAAGCGGACAGCGGCGUGUCCGGCGUGGACAAGCUGGCGGCGCUCAAGAUUGACGGGGCUCGGCUGGACGUGAACUUUGGCGACAAGGAUUCUUCUUUUUCGCCGUUGAGCGCGUAG
This is a messenger RNA of Trichoderma citrinoviride, 2805 nucleotides long. RefSeq lists its product as hypothetical. The record is from RefSeq and is a predicted model, not a curated record. The coding region runs from base 1 to 2805 and encodes 934 amino acids. Gene Ontology annotation, cellular component: plasma membrane. NCBI's taxonomy places the organism in Eukaryota, Fungi, Ascomycota, Sordariomycetes, Hypocreales, Hypocreaceae. Gene Ontology annotation, molecular function: protein binding. The transcript is spliced from 2 exons. Gene Ontology annotation, biological process: actin cytoskeleton organization.